Molecule: messenger RNA, 336 nt
Organism: Brettanomyces nanus
Lineage: Eukaryota; Fungi; Ascomycota; Pichiomycetes; Pichiales; Pichiaceae
Gene: TOA2
Product: Transcription initiation factor IIA small chain (TFIIA 13.5 kDa subunit)
Exons: 2
Coding region: 1-336 (111 amino acids)
Biological process (GO): RNA polymerase II preinitiation complex assembly; transcription initiation at RNA polymerase II promoter
Cellular component (GO): transcription factor TFIIA complex
Molecular function (GO): TBP-class protein binding; RNA polymerase II general transcription initiation factor activity
Source: RefSeq, a predicted model, not a curated record
AUGAAUGGACCUUCAUAUUACGAAUUCUAUAGAAGAAGCACUGUGGGCACUACAUUGGCAGAUGCUUUAGAUACGCUUAUCGUAGAUCAGAGAAUCCAGCCACAAUUGGCUAUGAAGAUCUUGGCAAACUUUGAUAGAGUCACCUCAGAUAACCUUAGGGACAUAGUGAAGUCCAAGCUAAGCUUUAAAGGUCAUCUUCAUACGUAUCGUUUCUGUGAUGAUGUGUGGACUUUUGUGAUCAAGGAUGUCAACGUUAAGUUUGAUGACAACGAAACGAUAAAUGUGGACAGGUUUAAGAUUGUCGCAUGCAAUAGUAAGAAAUCGGGGGAAAAUUGA